AGGAAAAAACAUUGACGCAGUUUGUCCUAUGUAAAUUUGGAUAAUAGUCAACUCUAACGGACUUUGGAAGUGGCUGUUCAUAUGGUCGGCUUUGUCAUCCAUCGUCAUUGCUAAGACAACUCCAGCGUCCCAGAAGAUCAGGGCUGGCAUGCAGAAAACCCUACUGUAACCUUCACUACCGGGAGAUCCAGAUGGUUUGACGCUGUUAUUUUAGAGACAACGUUGCUCUGGAUGCAGUGUGUGGGUCGUGCAGCGACUAAUCCCGCUUCCCUAAAUUAGUUCAUAUUAUUGAAUGUAAGCAAAUGCGACGAGUACUAUGCAACACAUAACCUUAUCCGAUGAGCAUGGUCUCAAUUUUUAUGACCGCAGAACAACGUUUAUUUUAGAUAGGGGCGUCAUAUACUGGUAGUUUUUUUUUUUAGGUUUUCGUUUUUCUUUUUCUCUUUUAGCUAUGGCGAAAUACUUUUUAAAUACGUUUGUGCGGCUGUGCAAUUACCUCCAAGAACCCUGUCAUGUCGCAAGAUUUCAAAAUAUCUGCGGCAUCAAGGGGACCUUCCCGGAUAAACCAACCAAGGCGGACAACCAACUUUCAGCGAGCGGCGCCGCGAAGGGCUACCCCUCUCUGAGGAACAGAGCCGAGGCGUGGCAGAGUGGAGAAGACGCGAACUCGGGUCGUCUUGGAAAUGGGGAGUCCGUACCGGAGACGUCCGCAGCUGGGGAUUUCGCCUCAACGCAGGUCAACAGGGUCCAGAGUGGCGACGGCAGCGGUGGCUCUGCCGGGCCCGCCGGCGCCGUCAAUUCAAUUAACGCCAGGGCGAAACCCCUUCGUAGGAACUCGCUGACCGGGGACGCGGGCCAGGAGUUCAUCGUACAGAACAAGUUUCUGUUUUACCUGUUCACGUUUGGGACGGAGCUCGGCAAUGAGAUGUUUUUCAUUGUGUUUUUCCCGUUCCUCUUUUGGAACGUGGACGCUCUGAUCAGUCGGAGACUGAUCGUGGUCUGGGCCUGGAAUCUGUUUGUGGGACAGUCCACCAAGGAUGUGGUGCGCUGGUCACGGCCGGCAUCUCCACCUGUGGUGAAGGUGGAGGUGUUUUACAAUUCUGAAUACAGCAUGCCAUCAACACACGCCAUGACGGGAACCGCUAUUCCCUUCUGUCUCUUCCUCCUGUCAUAUGGACGAUGGCAGUACCCGUUUGUUCUUGGCUUUAGCGUGGCUCUCUGCUGGAGUGUCCUGGUCUGUGUAAGCAGAGUCUACAUGGGCAUGCACUCUAUUCUGGAGGUAAUUACAGGGUUCCUGUACAGCCUUCUCGUCCUAGCCUUCUUCCACCAUGCUUUGGACAAGAUAGACACUUUCUACAUGAUUAACCCCUACGCUCCACUUGUCAUUGUGCUGUCACACGUAAGCCUCGGUCUGGUGGCCUUCUCUCUGGAUUCCUGGAGCACCUCGCGGGGAGACACAGCUCAGGCCCUGGGCACUGGUGUUGGGGCUGCAUUGGCUACCCAUGUUAACCAUCAGCUGGGGCUGCUGGUUGAUCCACCACUGUCAAUGCUGCCUCUAACUUUACCACUCAUGAGCAUGACCUUGGUGAUGCACUCCCUGCUGCGCUUCCUCAUUGGAGUAGCUGUCCUCCUCAUCACAAGGAUGGUGAUGAAGGCAAUCACUAUUCCAUUUUUGUGUCAAGUUUUUGGGUUGCCCUCAAGUGAUGUAAGACAAGCAAGGCAGCACAUGAAAAUAGAGCUGCCAUACCGUUACAUUGUCUACAGUGUUGUGGGUUUCAAUUGUGUCUUUCUGGUUCCACUCCUAUUCAGCAUCUUAAACCUUGCCUAAGUGUUGUUUUGCAAAUUCAGUAUAUACAACUGAAAGAGUCCUCUUUACAUGAUGAAGCCCCCCCCCCCCAAUAAAAAGAAAAAACUAACCUGGAUAACUCUGCAGAUUUUUUGAGACAACUGUCUGGUUUCUCCAUAACAAAAACUCAAUUAAGAUUAACUAACAUUCAUAGCUGAAAUAGCAGCACGGUUCAUUAACCAGCAUGAAGCUCAGCGGAACCGUAGUUAAUGGAUCUGUGAAAUAUACUGUAACAAUGUUUGUAUUUAAUAAACAACACAACAAAUUCUA
Molecule: messenger RNA, 2116 nt
Organism: Lampris incognitus (smalleye Pacific opah)
Lineage: Eukaryota; Metazoa; Chordata; Actinopteri; Lampriformes; Lampridae
Product: sphingosine-1-phosphate phosphatase 1-like
Exons: 3
Coding region: 452-1828 (458 amino acids)
Biological process (GO): sphingosine metabolic process; phospholipid dephosphorylation
Cellular component (GO): endoplasmic reticulum membrane
Molecular function (GO): sphingosine-1-phosphate phosphatase activity
Source: RefSeq, a predicted model, not a curated record